Dalotia coriaria is the source of this 1678-nucleotide messenger RNA. Its product is annotated as L-lactate dehydrogenase-like. The coding region runs from base 550 to 1563 and encodes 337 amino acids. Gene Ontology annotation, biological process: lactate metabolic process; pyruvate metabolic process. Gene Ontology annotation, cellular component: cytoplasm. The transcript has 6 exons. Lineage: Eukaryota; Metazoa; Arthropoda; Insecta; Coleoptera; Staphylinidae. Gene Ontology annotation, molecular function: L-lactate dehydrogenase (NAD+) activity. The record is from RefSeq and is a predicted model, not a curated record.
GCUCGACCAGACCACAUCUUAUUUUCACAAUUUCCGAAAGGAAAUCAUUUGAAAACGCCGUCUUGCUGCUACUGAGCCGACCAAUACCGAGUUUUGCGUUUGCGAGAAACUAAAUGCAUUUUAAUAUUAACCUAUCGUCAUCGAGACAGACGCUACAAAGACAAACAAAAACAACUACAAUGCAAUGAAAACAUGACAGUGAUCACGUCUCACUAGAGCCAGUAGCAGCAGACAGAAGUUUUAUACGCACGUCCGCUUCGUUGGAUAUAAAAAAUCUAUUUAUAGAUUCAGUUUCAAGUUCUUCAAACAGAUUUGUGCCUUCCAGUACAUCACUACGUUUUAUCAUGAGCAAGUGAAUUAUCGCUUAACUGUGGAAACCGCUGAUAACUCUUCAAAUAUUUAUCUGUAAGGGCAAUAACUGGGCGUGUUGUUUUUUUUUACAUUUCAAUCACGUCCACCAGACCGCAUUCACUCUACUUUACUACUAGUUGGGUUCGAGUCUGAGUAAAGCAUUGUUUGAAUUUGUAAAUUGAAGAAGUGAAAACCAAAAUGAGUGACGAAGCUCCUCAAUCAACGGUUCAGAAAUUGUUGAAGGUAGUUGUCCCGCCGCCGGAAAGUGCCGGAAGUAAAAUAACAAUCGUAGGCGUUGGCCAAGUGGGAAUGGCUUGUGCCUUCAGCAUUUUAACACAGAACGUCUCCAGUCAUGUUUGUUUAAUUGAUUGUGUCGAAGAUAAACUAAAAGGGGAAAUGAUGGACUUGCAACAUGGUUCUGUUUUCAUGAAGAACGCAAAAAUUGAAGCUAGCACAGAUUAUGCAAUUAGUGCAGGUUCAAAAAUAUGCAUAGUCACAGCUGGAGCUAGACAACGCGAAGGUGAAUCACGUUUGGAUCUUGUCCAGCGCAAUACGGACAUUAUGAAAUUCAUAAUCCCACAAUUAGUUAAACAUUCACCAGAUACCAUGUUGUUAAUUGUUAGCAACCCCGUUGAUAUAUUGACUUACGUGGCUUGGAAGCUCAGCGGAUUACCCAAGAAUCGCGUCUUUGGAUCCGGGACCAAUCUGGACUCUUCUCGAUUUCGUUUCUUGAUUUCCCAGAAGUUGGGCAUAGCACCCAGCUGUGUUCAUGGGUUUGUUAUUGGAGAACAUGGAGAUUCAAGCGUUCCAGUAUGGUCGGAAGUAAACGUAAGCGGAAUUAGACUUUGUGAACUUAAUCCGAACCUCGCCGGUUGUAGUGACCCUGAAAAUUGGGCUAAAAUACAUCAAGAUGUUGUUGAAAGCGCAUAUGAAGUGAUAAAACUGAAAGGAUAUACUUCAUGGGCAAUCGGUUUGAGCGUCUCGAAUAUUUGCAACGCCAUUUUUAGAAACACGCAGAGUAUUAAAGUUGUAUCCACUCAUGUACAGGGAAUUCAUGGUGUUACCGAAGAUGUAUUUCUGUCCCUGCCGGCUGUCCUGGCUGGAAAUGGUGUUAGUCAAGUGGUCCUUCAAGACUUGACCGAUGUGGAGAAGGGUAAACUUAAAAAGUCCGCUGAAUUAAUACAAGAAGUUCAAAAUGGUUUGCAAUAUUAAUAAGAUACCAUUGUGAAUAAUUUAUAUAUUUGUUACCUAUUGAUGAAACUAUUUUUAUCAAUGAUUAAUACGUAUUUAACCUACAUUGGAAAAUAUACACAUCAUAUCCUCGAAA